Molecule: messenger RNA, 6078 nt
Organism: Toxotes jaculatrix (banded archerfish)
Lineage: Eukaryota; Metazoa; Chordata; Actinopteri; Toxotidae
Product: ADAMTS-like protein 1
Exons: 26
Coding region: 222-4790 (1522 amino acids)
Biological process (GO): extracellular matrix organization
Cellular component (GO): extracellular matrix
Molecular function (GO): metalloendopeptidase activity
Source: RefSeq, a predicted model, not a curated record
GUGAAGUGUCAUGUCGUCUCCGGCUGUUCUUGGCUGACUUUUACCUUCUUUUUUCUCCCACCCACCCCCUCCUCUCUCUCUCUGUAAACUGGAGCCGGAGCGCAGCGCGGAGAGGAGAGCGGACCCAUUUCUCCCUGAGUGACUGGACAGACUGGGACACACGGACAACCAGAGUUGUCUCCCUGCACUUUGAUAUCACCCUGAAUUUAUCGGCGUCAGAGAUGACAGGGGGCUGUUUGUGGUCGAUGGGACUGGUUCUUCUUGUAUGUGUGAAGGUCUCUGUGUGGGCCAACGAUGGGGAUGCAGUGUUCAUCAGAGAGUUCACCCUGAUUCGACGAGACCACCUCCCUGAAGAGCCUCUCCACGACAGCAGCCAAAAGCCAGAAGACCUGAGUUCACGGACGGCCCGGUCAGAAGAGGACAGAGACACGCUGUGGGAUGCCUGGGGCUCGUGGAGUGAGUGUUCCCGUACCUGUGGAGGAGGAGCCUCAUACUCCCUCCGAAGAUGCCUCAGCUCCAAGACCUGUGAAGGGCAGAAUAUCAAAUAUCGCACAUGCAGUAAUGUGGACUGCCCCCCGGAAGCUGGUGAUUUCCGCGCUCAGCAGUGUUCAGCUCAUGCAGACGUACGAUACCAGGGUCAGUACCAUGAGUGGCUGCCUGUGUACAACGACCCGGACAACCCCUGCGCUCUCAAGUGCAAAGCCAAAGGCUCUGGCCUUGUGGUGGAGCUGGCACCCAAGGUGCUGGAUGGGACUCGCUGUUACACUGAAUCUUUGGACAUGUGUAUCAGUGGAGUCUGCCAGAUUGUAGGUUGUGAUCAUGAGUUGGGGAGCACGGCAAAGGAGGACAACUGUGGCGUCUGCAAUGGAGAUGGCUCAUCCUGCCGACUUGUGCGAGGGCACUUCAAAUCCCAGCAUGCUUCAGGAAAAACUGAGGACACAGUUGUCAUCAUCCCCUAUAAGAGUCGUCAUGUACGUCUUGUUCUGAAAGGCCCGGAUCACUUGUAUGUGGAGAGUAAGACUCUGCAAGGGGUGAAAGGUGAACUGGAGUUAGACACAUCAGGGCAGUACCACUUGGAGAACACCACCUUGGACUACCAGAAACUUUCUGAUAAGGAGAUCCUGAGAAUGACUGGCCCACUUGGAGCUGACUUCACUGUCAAAGUACAGUUUACCAGUGGAGCAGACAGUGUGAUCCAGUACAUCUACUACCAGCCAAUCAUCCACCGCUGGAGAGAGACAGACUUCUUCCCUUGCUCUGUCACAUGUGGUGGAGGUUACCAGCUAACCUCAGCAGAAUGCUUUGACCUGCGGAGCGGCCGCGUGGUUGUGGAUCAGUAUUGCCAUUAUUACCCAGAGAAUGUCAAACCUAAACCCAAACUGCAGGAGUGCAACAUGGAUCCCUGCCUGGCCAGCGACGGCUACAAGCAAAUUAUGCCGUAUGACCUCUACCAUCCCCUGCCCCGAUGGGAGAGCAGUCCCUGGACCGCCUGCUCCACCUCCUGCGGCGGUGGCAUCCAGAGUCGCUCAGUGUCCUGUGUGGAGGAAGACAUGCAGGGAACCAUCACGGCCACUGAGGAGUGGAAGUGUCUCUACUCCCCAAAGACAGCUAUCCUGCAGCCCUGCAACACCUUCGACUGUCCCACCUGGCUGGCACAGGAGUGGUCACCCUGCACGGUGACCUGCGGUCAGGGUCUGCGCUACAGGGUGGUGUUAUGCAUCGAUCACAGGGGACUCCACGCCGGAGGCUGCAACCCCACCACCAAACCCCACAUCAAGGAGGAGUGCCUGGUGACUGUUCCCUGCUACAAGUCCAUAGAUGCACUCCCAGUUGAGGCAAAACCUGUGUGGCAUAAGCAGGCCAUAGAGCUGGAGGAGGAGAUCACAGUGACUGAGGAACCAACCUUCAUCCCUGGUCCCUGGCAGCCCUGCAGCAGGACUUGCGGCGCCGGAACCCAGCAACGGACUGUCAAGUGCCAGGUGCUGCUUUCUUUCUCUCAGACUGUUGCUGACCUGCCCGACGACGAGUGUGAGGGGGUCAAACCUGCAACGAGUCAGCCCUGCUACCGUACUCCCUGCUCUGGUGUUUUGGGCCAAGGAAAAGAAAGUAAAAAAGAGGGGGAAGAAGAGAAGGAGGAGGGGGAGACACCCGAAAGAGAGGAGCUGCACGACUGGGAAUAUGAAGGGUUUACGGAGUGCUCGGAGAGUUGUGGGGGAGGUGUGCAGGAGGCUGUGGUGAUCUGCCUGAACAAGCAGACCAGGGAGGCAGCAGACCAGAGCCUGUGCGUGAGCUCCCGUCGGCCCCCCCAACUCCUCCAGGACUGCAAAAUUCAGCCCUGCCCACCCAGGUGGGAAACAGGUGAGUGGAGUUCAUGCUCUGCUACCUGUGGGGUUGGUCUCAUGACACGCACUGUGGCUUGUACUCACCGGCCGUCUCGAGACAGCAACCGAACUCAGGUUUUGAGGGAUGAAGACUGUCAAAAUCCCAAGCCAAGUCCGGUCCAAGCCUGCAACCGCUUUGACUGCCCUCCCAUGUGGGACACACAGGACUGGGGACAGUGCUCCCAGAGCUGUGGUGGUGGAGUGCAAAUGAGGCAGGUACUGUGCAAACAGCGGCUGGCAGAUGGCAGCAUCCUGGAAUUACCUGACACAUUUUGCCCUUCCAAAAGCCCCGCAAACCAGCAGCCCUGUGCCAAGCAAGAGUGCCCACUUCACUGGGUCACAACAGACUGGUCCAAGUGUUCUGUGACGUGUGGAAGUGGCAUUCAGACUCUACAGGCCAUCUGCAGGAAAUAUGGGGAGGAUGGGCAAUAUCAGACCGUAGACCCUAAGAACUGCUCCUUAAUUGCCCGGCCCGCCAGAAUCCGGUCGUGCUCCCUCAGGCUCUGCGAGAACUCUAUCAAGCCUGAUCCCGCCAUACUGGCCCAGAGGAAGGUUUGUAUCCAAUGGAGGAAGGACAAAAAGUUACAGGUGGUUGUGGGAGGCUAUGGCUACUUCCUGCCCUGGACAACUGUGGUCCUUCGCUGCCCAACCCGCCACCUCCGCAAAGGCCACGUUCGAUGGUUGAAGGAAGGGAAGCCCCUGGUCAGCCUCCCGCACCUCUCUAUAACUCCGCUGGGAUACAUGAAGAUUCAGCAGGUUCGUGCAUCUGAUGCUGGGAUUUACACUUGCAUUGCAGGCCAAGCACAAGAACAUUUUGUCCUACAGAUUAUUGGCAGCAAGCAGAAGCUCUCUGUUCCAGAGUCAUGGUUCCUCGCAGAUGGACAACAAAAGGUUGGGCAGCCAGGUGUGGCCUCAACAGGAGACAGAUUUCAGGGGCUGCCCAUCUCCCUCAACCAGUAUGACAACAUUGUUGAGCAUUUGCUUGAACUCAAAGGCUCUGUCCAAGAUGAAAGAGACAUUACUGAUAAACCCCACUCCAGUGAAAAGAACAGGUCGACCCUGGAGGAUGAAAGAGCAAGUACAGAAUUUUCAACCCCUGUCGUACUCAUCGCUGAUACCCACAGGCUCGAUGAGAUCAUGCACAACCUCUCUGAAGGUCUCCGAGGACCACGGGGGGAACAGCUCAUCACUCAGUUGCUCAGUGAGCUCACUAUGGGUCAGGGAGAAACCAACGACUCGACUCUUCACCCACCGGAAAGUGCAGAAUCUUUCACACAAGGGCCGCUUCUUUAUAAACCAAAAGCCCACACAACCAGGCCAAGAAAGCCAGUGAUAAUCCAACGACCCAGGAACGUUGGUGUGGCACCGUCGUCUGAAAUGAUAGUUUAUGUGGGAGUGCCAGCUUUACUGCAGAAACCAGUUGCUAGUUUGGAGCUGAGAUGUGAGGCACUGGGGAACCCUGAACCAUCCCUAACAUGGACAAAGAAUGGAAAAGAGUUGCUCUAUAACAGCAGAGUAGGCCUGUUGCCCACCGGCUCACUUAGGAUCCUGUCUCCAAGCAAAGUGGACGAGGGUUUGUACACUUGCACUGCCAGGAAUCGUCUCGGAUCUACAUUUCUUUCGUCUCUGCUGCAGACCACAGGUGGCAAAGGAAGAAAUUGUGUCCAAGGUAACAGCAUGGGAGGAAAUGGCCCUGUUUGCUUUGAGAGGAAUAACAGCAGCCAAUCAGCGGAGCUGUGCCGUGGACAGGGCUGUCCCCUCAGGUGGCGAGUGGAUCCUUGGUCUCCUUGUUCAGCCACUUGUGGAGGUGGGUCCCAGACCAGGAGUGUCCGCUGCAUGAGGGGUCCUGAGGGCAGGUCAAGAGAGGUGGAGGGCCAGCUGUGCCUUGACACAGGCAGGAGACCCUCUGACAGUAGGCUAUGCAACCUUCUGCCCUGUGCCAAAUGGGCCACGACCUCUUGGGGGCCGUGUCAUGGUCAGUGUGUAGGUCCCAGUUUGGCCACACAGCAUCGCCAUGUUUACUGCCAAAACACAAAUGGCACCAAAGUCCCCUACAGGAUGUGCAGUGGACUCCACAGGCCCAGCUCUCUAAAGAAUUGUUCCACAGAGAACUGUGCCCUUCACUGGCGCAUAGGGCCGUGGACCCAGUGCACUGCCACCUGUGGACGACAUGGUUUCCAGUCGCGCCAGGUGACCUGCGCGCACCGGCGAACUGGCAAGGCCACACGUGAGCAUCACUGCAUGUGGAGGCCUCGCCCUCCCAGCUGGCAGCGAUGCAAUAUUUUGUCUUGUGGAAGAGCCGGGGAGUGUCGAGACAGCACGAGGUACUGUGAGAAGGUUCGACAGUUGGAGCUCUGCCCGCUGCCCCAGUUUAAGAGUCGCUGCUGUCACUCCUGCCGAAACACCUGAGACAGGGGACGUGAGACGAGGGUUGUGGACAACCUGGAUACGUCAGGGAAGGUGCCAACAGAGACUUGAAACCUCUAUGUUCCAUCCUAACACAAACAACUGUCUUUGAUGAACAGUUUUGGAUGGGGAUACCUGAGUGCAGAGGAAUGUUUGGAUAGUCAUUCCUGGAGUGGCUAUGAUCUUUUCCUCAAAGAUGACGUGUGGGUUUGAAUUAGAAAGUUUCGUUUUGAGAGGAGUGACGUCUGUUCAUGAAGGCUUCAGUUUUACGUUUUGUUUUUUUUUUUGGUUUCGAUUUUUUUAAUCUGGAGUUCAGCUUUCCUAAUUUAUGUAAGAGUGACUGAGACACAUUUCCAUUGUGAGUUGUAGAGACUUGUGGUGACUGCAUGGUUUCAUAAAGAGGAACUCAUAAAGAGGUGUUGUACCAGAUCUGUUGUUGUUUCAGGGUUUUCCCUGUUCCAUUGUAGUACCAUCACUUCCCAAAUAUGCAGCUACCAUGCAAACGCAUUAGCAUACAAUACACAAAUAUUUAAUAGGCAUUUAAAAUUGAUUGACAUCAUACUAAGGGAUUUUGGGUAGACCUCUGAGUUUGUGGUGACCACUGGAUAGUUGUGUGUUUGUCUGUAUUGCAAUGGUCUCUAAAAACAGUGUUGUUAAAUAGUUCAGAUGAUAAAUGAGUUUUAAUUAAUGCGGUGUGGGUUUACUCUUGUUUAAAACUGAAAUACAGCACAGUGCGGCAUAUAAAUGGGAAACAGCUAACAUGACUAAAAAGGCCCGAUAUUUGAUAAAUGGUAAACAUUUGGGAUUAGCCACCUGGGAAAUCAUGAUCUGUGCUACCAUUUUGGGUCAUUUAGCACGUGCUGACAGCUGUGAUUGGUCAAGUCAUUUAAAGAGGAAAGGAAUUAGGAUUGCAGAUGUUUUUACUGCAUUUUUUGGCGGAGUAGAAAGUAGGACGUGAUAAAGAUUUAUCUUGCAUGGGUUGCACUAGUGGAGGUAUAUGACUGAAGCAAGUCAAUAUUUGGAAAAAGACACUUAAUUUUGCACUAAACUCAUCCAAGUCUUUGUUCAGAACAUGGCUUGUAGAGUUUCUUUAAAUCUAGUUUGUAUGGUUACAUUGUUUAUAUAUUUUGUUUUCUGAUUUUGAUAUUUCUUGGAAAGAUAUUUGUUAAAAUGUCCCUUUAACCACUUUGAGACCUGUCCACCAAAUUAUAUUUUCGCUCUAGUUUGACAUUAUAGGGAAAAAAAAAACAGAGUUAAAGAGUUAAAGUCUUCUGCUUACGACAGAUUUCAA